GGCCAAGUCUACAGUAAAAUAAUGUACUAAUAAAAAAGAAUUAUAAAAUACCCGUUACAAACGUUAUUUUUUAAACUUUAAUUUGUGGUAGACUAUAUUUUACGUUUUUAGAGUUCAGUGGGUACCUGGCCUUCCUUCGUGAGUACUAUGGAAUAUUGAAAUGCUAUCUGUUGAAUACUCUGAUGUUGCUGCCUUCUGCUGGAGCGGCACUACCCCGACUACCCGUGUUGUGAUGGCGAGGAAACCCCGUUGACAAGGCACUGCUUUUUCAUGACGGAAAUAAAGGGUGGAGGUUAAUGAAUGAUUCCAUGCUCGCUGUCAGAAAGCUGUGUCAUGGAUGAUGAGGACGAUCGCCGUCUUCUGGAUAUUAUAGGAGAUGUGCAGGCUUUGAAUGACUACCUCCACGGGUCCACCAACAAGUCUAUUGAAGAAGAUGACGUGACAAACGCAGCAUAUGGCUCUGCAGGAACCUUCUUCAACAGUAACACUACUGGCUCUAAUGCCGGCCUUAAAGAUGAAGAGUUUGAAGAUUCAGCCGGGGCAGGCCUCCAGCUCUCCAGCAGCCUUUCGUUUAUCGAGGAUGAGCUGGGAGGAGGAACCUCUCCAGGAGGAAUGGACCUCGGAGAAGACCAGCCCUUUGACAUUCUGCAGAAGUCUCUCAUGGAGGCAGACAUCACUGAACAGACUCUGGCCCAGGAGGCCAUGCUAGAUUCUCAACCACCUCCCCCCUCUGCCCCCUCCCAAUUCCCCCCCCAGCUGGUCUCAGGGGGGUACAGUGGUGGGGGCACCACGGCAGCAUUUCCUGGUGGUCAGUUCAUCCAGGGUGUGUCCAACUUGCCCAACGGCCAGGCAGGAGGGCACAUCCAGGUGUUAGGUUCCUUUGGAGGGGGAGGGGUCCAACAGAUCCUCCUCAGGCAGGGCGUGGGGGUUGGUGGGGCAGUGGGAGGAGCAGCAGGGGGUCAAGUUUUUGCCACCCCAUCCCCAGCUGGGCAGGUGAACCAGGUGGGCUUGCCAUUUAAGAACAUCCCCCUGCAGAACAUCAUCAUCCAGAGAGGACCAGGGGGAACCCAAGCAUUGGUCAGACCUAUUCAGCCCAAACCCCUUCAAGGUGGGGGUCAGACUGUCUACAGCCUGGGACUACAGACCACAACCACCACUAUGGUUAACGCAGCAGCACAGGGACACUAUACAGCUAACGGCUCAAUAAUGGUCCACUCCCCCCAGAACCAGGGACCGCAAGGCCAGGCCAGCCUGCCCCCGGGGCAGUACCUGGUCCACCACAAUGGACCUUCAGAACCAUCCCAAUCAACCAUGCUAGCCAAUCAGAACACAGUGCAGCUUGUCACCGGGCAAAACUUCACAGCCACGGCGGGAGGUCAGCUGAUCCAGGUUGGAGGCAGCCAGGUAGGAGGAGCCUUGAACCAAACAUGGCAGAGUUUUCCUGGUGUGAGCCCUGUCCCCGUUCAGACAGCAUCAAAUCAAGGGCGCCUGACUUUGGUUGGAACGGCAACCACAGGGGUUAGAGGUCAGGUGUCGGGCAGCGCUGUGCAGCGCCUCAUAGUAACUCAGAACAACUCCCUCUCCCCCUUGUCUCUCUCUGGUACUGGUACUGCCACACCGGAACAGGAGUACACACAGGACAAGCAGGCUCAGACUCAGCUCGUCAACCUCCUUGGAAACAAAGCUGUGAAAACAAUGACCUCCACCAUAAGCCAAGACUCCUCGCUAAACACUCAGGUUAGCGCUCAGAAGAGGCCGGCCCCUCAGCAGCUCACUAGAGGAGGAAUGAUGCUACAGCAGUUGAGGAUGGAUCAUUCAGGCGUUCUGUCACCUGACAUAACUCGCUUCACCUCAUUGGAUGACGCACUGGAGAGACUACUCCCUUACCAUGUGUUCCACGGAGCAGCAUCAAAGAAGGAAGAGUUUUCCCAAGUGGAUGAUGAGUUUGAGUCGAUGGCGACUCAGGUAUUGAAAAGGACCCAGGUCAUGAUCAACAAAUACAGACGACUGCUAAUGGUGGAAGCUGAGCGUUCCAGUCCCUCCUCAGAGAUGGUGAUGAUUGACAGGACCUUUAACCAAGAGGAGCGCCAGAACUUGACACAGGACAAACGUAUGAUACUGGUUGACCCAGAUGGCUUCUUGGAUGAUUUCUGCUGUGGAACGAAGUCAUCUUCCCUCUCAGCCCCCUCCCUUCCCUCGGACCCUCUCUCCUCUUCUUCGUCCAGCCUCGUCCAUAGACAGACAGGGAGGGGUGUAACCCCAGACCCCCAUUACAGGACAGACCCCGAGUCGGGCUUCGGAGACCCGGGGGGAGGCGGGGGGGGAGCAAUAGACUCUGUUAGUAAUAUCAUGGACCUGAAAAGGACUCAACAGAGCAACUAUGGAAACAUAGCUGCCUCUAGCAACAACAACAACAACAGCAACUAUCACCAUUGUAAUGAGUCUCCUACAGUCACAGCGACGGUGUCGACAGGGACAGAACAGACUCGGUACUUGUCUCACCUACCCUCUCUCCCCCAGGCCCCCUUGCCUCUCCCCUCCACCCCACCAGACACAGACUCUGUUUUAGAGGCAGCCGUCAAUAGCAUUCUCGAAUGUUAGAAAGAUGUGCCACCACUCUUAUCGUUCCAUCUCUCGCAUCCUACCAUCCUUUCCUCCCAGCUUGAUCUGUGGGUUACUGGUUUGUUGUAGUUUAUUUUCUACCUUCUCGUUGUCAGUCCAGAUCAACCAGCUUUGAGGUAGUUAGUCACAGAAAUAUAAUCUAGAUUAUAUUACUACGGUUACAGUACUGUAAUUACUGUAAGGCAGCCAGGGGUUAUGACCUCUUGCAUCCUAUCCUGUUGGGUGUGAAUGAAGAAAGGAAUCCACUGAAACCCAACAUUAGGCCAUGUCCCGCUAUGCUGAAGUUAAGGAGGGAGGAAGAUGAUUAUGAUGAAGAUUAUGAUUCUGUGCCUGAGAAUUCUUGUGUUGUCUUUGAAAUGUUUACAUGAAGAAGCCUUGUAAAAAUGUCCUUUUACUUUUUUGCACCUGACAUUACACAGCUACAAAUACAACACACAAUAGUGA
Molecule: messenger RNA, 3066 nt
Organism: Esox lucius (northern pike)
Lineage: Eukaryota; Metazoa; Chordata; Actinopteri; Esociformes; Esocidae
Gene: bicral
Product: BRD4 interacting chromatin remodeling complex associated protein like
Exons: 13
Coding region: 301-2601 (766 amino acids)
Biological process (GO): positive regulation of DNA-templated transcription
Cellular component (GO): SWI/SNF complex
Source: RefSeq, a predicted model, not a curated record